Molecule: messenger RNA, 2323 nt
Organism: Scophthalmus maximus (turbot)
Lineage: Eukaryota; Metazoa; Chordata; Actinopteri; Pleuronectiformes; Scophthalmidae
Gene: itk
Product: IL2 inducible T cell kinase
Exons: 17
Coding region: 117-1970 (617 amino acids)
Biological process (GO): T cell receptor signaling pathway; adaptive immune response; intracellular signal transduction
Molecular function (GO): ATP binding; protein binding; non-membrane spanning protein tyrosine kinase activity
Source: RefSeq, a predicted model, not a curated record
UAUGCCGGAAGCUUCUAUCACGUUAGGCAAUCCAUUUUUUAUCUGUUCGCUGUGAGCUACUCUUUCUCUCCUCAUAACACUCAGUGUUUCUCAUAGUGUUGUACAGAGCGGUUACCAUGUUCCCCAGGGUGAUUUUAAAGGGAACCAUGAUCAAAAAAUCUCAACAAAAGAAAAGAACGUCACCAUGUAACUACAAGGAGAGAUUUUUUGUAUUGGACACACAAGACCUGAGGUACUCUGAGCGUCGCCCGGGGAAAAAGCCUAUGAUGAAAGGUUGCAUCGAGCUCUCCAGAAUUAAGUGUGUGGAGGUCGUGUGUAGUGAUGUUCCCAUACCAUGCAAUUAUAAGUACCCUUUUCAGAUUUUUCAUGGCAACCAUUACCUCUAUAUUUUCGCCCCAGACAAUGAUUGUCGCCAGAAAUGGGUCAGAGCUCUUAAAGAGGAGACCAAGCACAACGAUUUUGUGACAAAAUACCACCCAGACUUCUGGAUGUAUGGAAAAUGGAGAUGCUGCCAACAAACAGAGAAACUGGCGGCAGGCUGUCAUGUAUAUGAUCCAGUGGGUUACGCUUCGAAGAAGCCACAGCCUCCACUCCCGGAUCCUGAGAUGGAACUUCAUGAUGCAGGGCAGAGGAUGGUCAUCGCUCUGCAAGACUACACACCCCAUGGAGAUGAGGACUUGCCUCUUCAGAAAGAUCAGGAGUACGUCCUGAUGGAAAGCAAACACCCUGACUGGUGGACUGUGCAGGAUACGCAGGGGAACACAGGCUUUGUGCCCAGUAUUUACUUAGCUGAAAAAUUUGGCAACAACUUUGAGAGAUUUGUAUGGUACAACAAGAACAUAACCCGAGGGGAAGCGGAGAGUCUGUUAAUGAAAGAGGGAAGAGAAGGUGCGUUCACGGUGCGUGACUCAAGGCAGGCGGGUGUCUACACAGUGUCAGUCUUCACCAAAGCACCGGGGUCGAACGGGGAAAAGAAUCCAAGAGUGAAACAUUACCAGAUCAGGCAGACAGAAACGGGCGAGAGCGCGUUCUACUUGGCAGAGAAGUACCUGUUCGGCACCAUUCCUGAGCUCAUCCUUUACCACCAACACAACGCUGCCGGCCUGAUAACGCGUCUGAGACACCCUGUCUGUCAAGACGGAGGCUGCUCCCAGGACACUGCUGAUCCAAAAGAAGAUCAGUGGGAAGUGGACCCCGAGGAGCUGACCCUGGGUCAGGAGCUGGGCAGUGGUCAGUUUGGGCUGGUGUUGGACGGGACAUGGAGGGAGAGGAAGGUUGCGGUGAAGAUGAUAAGAGAGGGGUGCAUGUCAGACGAGGAUUUCAAAGAGGAGGCGAGAGUCAUGAUGAGAUUGUCCCACGGUAGGCUGGUUCAGCUCUACGGCGUGUGCACCCAGCAGUCUCCCAUGUGUCUUGUGUUCGAGUUCAUGGAAAACGGCUCUCUGUCAGACUACCUGAGGGACAGGAGAGGGCGUUUGUCCCCGGAGCUGAUGCUGGUGAUGUGUCUGGAUGUCAGUGAGGGGAUGGCGUACCUGGAGAGUUCCUUCUUCAUCCACAGAGAUCUGGCUGCCAGGAACUGUCUUGUUUCAAAGAACAAUGAGGUGAAGGUGUCUGAUUUUGGGAUGACCAGAUUUGUUCUUGAUGAUCAGUACACGAGCUCCCAGUGCUCCAAGUUCCCCGUCAAGUGGUCGGCCCCGGAGGUCAUCAAGUACUGCAAGUUCAGCAGCAAGUCUGACGUGUGGGCCUUCGGUGUGCUCAUGUGGGAGGUGUACAACGAGGGCCGCCUUCCCUACGAGAACCGCACCAACGCUGAGGUGGUGGAGUCCCUGAACGCAGGCCUGAGGCUCCUGAAGCCCCGCCUGGCCCCAGAUGAUGUCUACCUGCUGAUGGAGUGGUGCUGGAAGGAGAAACCAGACGAUCGUCCGUCCUUCGCUCACCUCCUACACCAGCUGGCCUCCCUCUCAAACCUGUGAACCGGGAUCUGAGCGCAGGACGAGGAUUUCAAAAGACGUAUCUUUAUUUAUUUAAUUUAUGGAUUCAAUUACCUUUUCGCCUGUCAAAUGUUUUUUGAAACAUGUGCAAGGUUGUUUCAUCUGACUAUCACCAUGCAGAUGGUUACAAUGAGAUAAUAUGAAACCCUGGACAUUGCACUUUAUCUGUUUCAUAGUUGUGUAUAAUCCCUGAGAAGGCUCGUACAGUCCAAGCACACAGCUACAGCUGCUUCCUGCAGAUUAAUGGAACUAGUCUAAAAAAGCUCUAUUAAAUUAAUAUAAGAUGGUUAUGUUGUUUGACUGAUUGCUGAUUAAAGUAAACCCUUGUCACUUAA